This is a messenger RNA of Penaeus monodon (black tiger shrimp), 3152 nucleotides long. RefSeq lists its product as uncharacterized. The coding region runs from base 267 to 2162 and encodes 631 amino acids. Lineage: Eukaryota; Metazoa; Arthropoda; Malacostraca; Decapoda; Penaeidae. The transcript is spliced from 13 exons. The record is from RefSeq and is a predicted model, not a curated record.
UAAAAAAAAAAUCCAUAAAGACAAAUCGAAAGCUUAAAUUCUAAAAAAAUGAAAAAUAAAAUAUUAUCGUGUCCUCCUUGGCUUAUAUAUAAAAAGAAACUUCCACAAAGAUAAAUAGAAAGCUUAAAGUAUAUAAAAAAAAAUUGCCCUUUUGUCCUCGGCUGCGUUUUUCCCGCGCAGAAAAAGGUAAACAUGGCCCCCGCCUUGAUCUCGUCAGAAAGCUAAUCGACUCCUCGCCAACGACAGAGAGACGUUAGCCACCCAAAAUGUACACGAGGGUCAGUAACAUGAACAGCGGGCGGGAUUCGUACUCAAGGAAUAUGGACGGCGGGAGCGAGCGUUGGUCCCAGCAGCCGGAGAGCUCUCAGGACUGGGGGACGCAGCUCUUCUGUUCACAGGACUCUCAGCGUCACCAGCAUAGGGCGCCUCAGCCUUUCCUCAUGAGCAGCAGCCAGGGGGCGCCGCCGCGGGUGCCGGGCGGCCAAGGGCGUGGCGGAAGCGGGGCGCCCACGCCUCCCCCCUCCGAAGCCAGGGACCUCACCCUGGCUAGGGACAUCAGGUUCGGCCUCCACACCAUCAUCUCGGUGAUGCGUGACCUCCCGGACCAGUUGCGCGAAAUCUCAGGUCAGGUCAGCCGGUCGUCCCAGCAGCCCGAGGAGACGAGUCGGGUCGUGCGAGAGACGAGUGAGAGGCUGCAGACGCUGGUGGAGAGUCUCGAGGCCAAGCUCACGCUGCUCCUCGAGAACAAGGAGAAUCUAGAGGGUGUGAGGCAGGCCGUCCUCCAGAACGGAGAGCAGGUGGCACUGCUCGCCAGGAACCUCGACGAAGGAGCCGAAAGGGACGAGAGGCGUGCCGAGGAACAAGCCCGGUUGGAGGGCCUCCUCGAGGCGACCAAGAAGGAGGUGCGAAAGGAGCUCAAGAAGUUACGUGAGGCCUUCCAGGACAUUGAGAGCUCCCAAGGUACGGUAGCCUCUCUGGCUUGCAUGGAAAAGGACAUUACUCAGCUUAACGAGACAAUGAGAGACAGCUUUGCCCAGUUACAGGCAGCUUUCACCCAGCAGCACAAGUCGUCGGGUGUCCAUCUUGAACAGUUCUUCUUGCAGACCACGAAAGAAAUGCAACAGGUUCAGGUGGCCUUGGAGAAUUUGUGUGAAAAAGUGGGCAAUAUUUCAAGGGAGAUCAGCGUUCAGGUUCAGCAGGCGGUGAAGGAGGCGCUGCACCAGAGUCCCAUGGCUAGUGCUGGCAACUUUAUAAGUCCCAUUCAGCGUGCUUUCUCAGGCCACCGCCCCAUGCUGCCUUUCGCUGAGAGCGUGUACCGGUCUCAGGUGUCUCCCGUGGCUCAGGUGCACCCCCAGAGAGCCACCGCCGCCCCGCCGCAGGAUCAGGACCGAGAGUCGGCACCGAGAAUGACCCAGCAUCCCGCGCAGGCCAUGAAGCAUCCCGAAGGAGUCCUGGAGGUGAGGAAGACGUCAGACAAGCAGGAAGUGAAGGCGAGAGGAAAGCAGACGCGGUUGUCCCAGGAACACCCCCACGAUGCUACAGUGUCAUCGCAAGGGCGUCCCGACAAGAUCGCGGACGGCGCCGGGCCGCGGGCCGCGCGUGCGAGCGAGGACCCCGCGGCGACGCUGCUCAAGUCCCGCUUGGAGGGCAGCACUCAGCAGUUCACUCCGCAGAAGACUUUCUUACUGGCUGAUUCGCCGGGAGAGGAAACGCUGAUCCUGGAGUACGACAGCAGCAGCUCCGGGGAUUCCCCAGUGCUUUUGCGCAAGGCCAAGGCCCAAGUCGGGAACCAGCGGUCAGAUGACUGGAUCGAGCAAAGCGUCACGGAAGCGGCGAGGUCCGAAGCCCCCUCCCGGAAGGACCCCAUGUUUCCCCAACUCCCCCGCCCUCCCCCGGGAAUCUGUCUCGGAGGAGGAUGCGAGAAGGGCAGCGUCGUCAGCGAACUCCACCAGGACGUCCUCGCUGUUUUCAUCGCGCCCGAGGAACCGCCCUCCGCCAAGAAGAAGAGGACCGGCGAGAAACAACGAGAAGAUAAGGAGUCGUGUUAUCUCUUCACGCCCGUCGCCAGCAGCUCCAGCCGCAUGCGUCGCUUCCUCACGCCCCACGAGGAUCACGGGCUUAAGCUCAAGCUCUCCAGGCGAAGCAAGAAGGCCACCGUGUGAGAGAGAGAAAAAAAGGAGAUUCGUCUUAUUGUCUGGUGAAAGGAAUGUAGAUGUAAAGGAGUGAAGGAAUUUACAUGUAUAUCGACGAUGAAGGGAAAUAUGGUUUAAUUCUUUAAAGGAAGUAUAUUUUUGAUAUUUUACGUUUUAUGAUUUUAAGAAAAAGAAAGAAAGAAAAAAAAUGGUACAGGCUUUUUGUUAUGUAUCAUUUCGUAUCAUUUACACUUAUUUCAGACAAAAUGGGGAAUUCAUCCAAUUUGCUUGGAUUGGUCUACUUCCAUUCGAAUUAGGCCUACUCUUGCAACAGAGCAACAAUUAUGUACAAGACUUUUGAAUUUAAGUUCUCUUAUCAUUAUUAUGCAAGGGAAUGAUAAAAAAUAUUAGAGUAGUAAUGAAUUUUAGUUGAUCAAGAACUAACUGUUUCAUGAAAAGUUAGGAACAAGACGAUUGUCAAGAUUAUUUAAGGAAUGCUCCAAUACAUAUCGUUAAGGCAAUACUGUUAAGUGAAGGGCUGUUAAUUUCGAAAGAGUAAAACGCUUGAAUAUGUAAUAUUUUUUUUUUUGUAUGAUUUCCUAUUUCCAAAUGUUUAGUGGUUAUUUCUGUAAAUGUUUCUUGGAAGUAGUCUUAACUGUUUUUUUUUCAUUACUCUUAUAUUACACAUAUCAUUUUUCACCAUAUUUGUCAUUAAUAACUAAUAUUCUUAACCCGUAGUGAGAAUAAUGUCACAUAUACAGGACAGGGUUAAAAAACAGCUGUAUCUUCCCUGUUUCUGAUGGUCACUUUGUAUACACAUCCUUUAUCAUGUGAAAAAAAACGUAUUUAUAACACGAAGUUAAGCUAAAAUAGAUAGUGCGCAAGAUCUUAAAUUCAGUCGACAAAAUGCAUUUUUUUAUGUCUCGUUCAUUGUAAACGUCAGCUUAAUGAUUAUUUUGAAAAAAAAAAUAGGUGUCAAAGAUAUUUUGUCAGGAAUCAUAGAUAAAAUUGCAGAAUCAA